AUGAUUAGAAAAACUGAUAAUGAACUCGUCAGAUUUAUUAAAUAGACUAAACUGAUUGAUGAGAGAAAGCGUUAUGAGGAGCUAAUGAAUAAGGAAAAAGAGCGCAGAGAGAAGGGGCUCAACGAUGCAGAGAAGAGGAUGCUGUAUUUCAGAUCUAUAGAAGCCUUAGAUGAUCGCGUUUACAAUAAACCCAAGAUAAAUGAUGAAUAGUUACAGUUUAGUUUCUUACAUGACAGGAAAAACUAUCUAUUGAGAGGGGAGAGAUGGAGGCCUUUCUUUAUUUAACCACCGUAUGCUAAACAUACUGACUUUUCAUCAUAAGUUCCUUUGAAGACAUAUGUCAUUAGAGUGCUUGGCUCUUUGAUACUAAUGAAAUUAGGCUAUGAGUUUGGAAUUUGGGAUGGGUUAGAGUCUAAUUAAAAGUUAGCUAACAGUUGUGUUGUAGACAUGGAAACUGAGGAAUAGAUUUAUGAUUAUCUCUAUAACAAGGACAAGACAGCUGUAUUUCUAUUUCUAUAUACUCCAGGCCAUUAUUUGAUUGAGAAUUUCCAUAGAGAUUUCAUUACUGAAAGUGCAAAGUAUAAGGAUGAAAUCGUUUUUAUGAGAGUCCCUUGCAGAAAUCAUUUGACUUUUUGCAUUAACAAGUAGUGGACAGGCAGAGUCAUACCACCGGCUGAGGCUUACUUCAUAAAUGAGAAGGAUGUUAUAGAAAUCGCAGAUAUGGAUACUAAAUUCAGGUCAAAGCAAGGUAUAGAGGCAUUCUUUGAAGAGCAUGGAAUAAUUGAGGCAAGACUUGAACCUGAAAGAAUACUUAACAGAAUAGGCGAAAAAUUUUUACAAAUUGUGUGA
Molecule: messenger RNA, 849 nt
Organism: Stylonychia lemnae
Lineage: Eukaryota; Ciliophora; Spirotrichea; Sporadotrichida; Oxytrichidae
Source: the annotation of a GenBank genome assembly